AUGUCGAUGCGUGACUAUCCGCCUACAUGGAUCCGUCGAGAGUUAUGGCAUGAGUUGUGCGAUGUAUGGAACAGUGCUGCUUGGCGUAGGAGGUCUGAGAGUGGAAGCACCAAUCGUAACUCUAUGGUGGAUGGUUGCAAGUCCAAGCAUACUGGUGGAUCCAUUAGCAUGGGACAACAUCGCAUGAAGCUGGCGAAGGAGAACAACGGACAACAACCCACAUGGGAUAAAGUUUAUUGCAUGACACACCUCAAAGCAAGUUCAAAGUUGAGGUUGGUUUCCGGAGAGGAGUCGAGUGGGAGCCAAAAUCUAGACUUUGUUACCCCUAAGGCUCAAAAAGUAUAUGAAACGUACCACAACGCAAUGAAGGAUAAAUAUGGUGAUGACCUCACUUUGCAUCCACUUGGUGAUGUUGAAUUGUGGGAGCAGUGUGCAGGCGGGAGAAAGAAAGGUCGGAUUUUUGGGGUAGGGAUCUCAGAUCCAAGUUUCGCGGUGACCGGGACCCCAAAUUGUGGCAUGCUCGCUAUGGACUAUGCUCGAUCUCAACAAGAGAUACGGGACUUGCAAACCCGAAUCGAUGAGUCCGAAGCCCGCCAUCAACAAGAGUUGGAACAAUUUCGAAAAGAACGUGAGGAAUCCAAAGCACGUCAAGAAACUAUGGAAAAACACAAUCCACGAAAUCACCCAAAAAGAAUAUUUGUGGAAAAUCCGUGGGUAAACAAUUCUGUGGAAAAUCUGUGGGUAAACAUCCGUGGAAAAUCUGUGGGUAACAGAGCCGUGGAAAAGAUGUGGGAAAUCUUUUUGUGGAUACUCCGUGGAUCGGGCAAAGAUCGGGGAGAAGCAUCGGGCAAAGAUGGGCAAUCGAUCUCCGGAGGACUCCUCCUUGGUCCACCAGUGAUCACGAAUCAAGGGGGAGAAGAAUCGAUCGACAGAAGACAGAGAACCGGAAAACUCACCGACUUUGGAGAAUCCGACCUUUCUGCGCUUUAUGGGAUCAGAUACGGGAUCGGAGAAGUGGUGCUUCGACCCUAUUUUUCGCAAAUUACGAUCUCCCUUUAUGUUCUCAUCCUUCUCAGGGCCUGA
Molecule: messenger RNA, 1083 nt
Organism: Lactuca virosa
Lineage: Eukaryota; Viridiplantae; Streptophyta; Magnoliopsida; Asterales; Asteraceae
Source: the annotation of a GenBank genome assembly